AAGAAUCACCGUUGAAGUUACUCUUCGCCAGUUACUUCCCUUGUUUUCGUUCAGAAGCAAGUAUCUCUAUCCAAAAUGGCCUCAAUCAAGUUAAUUGUCUGCUUCGCCAUGGUAGCUGUUGCUAGCGGUAUGUACGUCAACAGUGGUAGCAGUGACUACAACAGUGGAAGUGGCUACAACAGCGGUAGCAACAGCUACGACAGCGGAAAGGGCUACAACAGCGGUAGCAGCAGCUACGACAGUGGAAAGGGCUACAACAGCGGUAGCAGCAGCUACGACAGUGGAAAGGGCUACAAUAGCGGAAGUGGAUACAACAGCGGCAGUGGAUACAACAGCGGUAGCAACUACAACAACAACGGCUACAACAACAACGGCUACAACAACGGCUACAACAACAACAACAAUGGAUACAACAACAACGGCUACAACAACAACGGAUAUAACAGCAACAGCUACAGCAACGGUUACAAAAAUGGCCCAGUAGGUAACAGCGAUCAAUACAGAGAUGGUCUUUACUUCAAUGGAGGUAACAACUACGGCUCAAACUACGGCUCAAACUACGGCUCAUCCAACUAUGGCUCAUCUAGCUACUCUGCCCCAUCCAACUAUGGCUCAUCUAGCUACUCUGCCCCAUCCAACUAUGGCUCAUCCAACUACGGCUCAUCUAGCUACUCUGCCCCAUCCAACUAUGGCUCAUCUAGCUACUCUGCCCCAUCCAACUAUGGCUCAUCUAGCUACUCUGCCCCAUCCAACUAUGGCUCAUCUAGCUACUCUGCCCCAUCCAACUAUGGCUCAUCUAGCUACUCUGUCCCAUCCAACUAUGGCUCAUCCAACUCUGGCUCUUAUGGAAAAGGCUCCGAUAACUACGUUUCAGGGUCAUCUUAUUAAGUGUAAAGAGGACGAUGGCAGCGGAUAUGCUGUUUCAGCGACGAUGAUUAUAGCGAUGCUAGUCAAAUUUUAUCUUUAUUUAUAAAAUAAAGUUUAUUAUUAGCAUUACCUUA
Physella acuta is the source of this 1001-nucleotide messenger RNA. Its product is annotated as N66 matrix protein. The record is from RefSeq and is a predicted model, not a curated record. NCBI's taxonomy places the organism in Eukaryota, Metazoa, Mollusca, Gastropoda, Physidae.